This is a messenger RNA of Condylostylus longicornis, 936 nucleotides long. RefSeq lists its product as uncharacterized. The record is from RefSeq and is a predicted model, not a curated record. The transcript has 4 exons. Lineage: Eukaryota; Metazoa; Arthropoda; Insecta; Diptera; Dolichopodidae. Gene Ontology annotation, cellular component: extracellular region. The coding region runs from base 1 to 918 and encodes 305 amino acids. Gene Ontology annotation, molecular function: chitin binding.
AUGAAUUCGAAAUUAACAAGAAUCAAGAUUAUUAAAAAAAAUUGUAAUGUAUUUCAGGCUUUGAUAGCUGCAGCAAAUAGUGAAAAAUACAAUAGGGUUAUAAAACAACCCCGUCAAACAACUUUAUGCUCCGAAAGAAAAUUGGCUGGUCUGAUAUGUGAAAACUGUGACAGAUUAGCGUUUUGUGUACAAAUCAGUAAUAUUUGGCAAACAUAUCCAGUUGAACCAUGCGAUAUUAGCGAAGGACAGUUUUGCAAUAUUUAUGAAGAAAAAUGCUCUGAUGCUCCUGGUCCAUGUAAUCGUUUUGGUUAUGAAGAAAAUUUUCCAUGCACAUCUGAUGGAAUUUUUCCUGACCCAUACGAUUGUCAAAUAUAUCACAUGUGUUAUCAAGCGGAACCAAAUGCUCAAGACUAUUUACCAAUAGCUGGUACAGCAAGGUGUGAAGGUAAUCGGGCCUAUUCAGUAAUUUCUAAUGAUUGCUCUCUAACACUAUUAGAUGAUGUUUGUAAGAGAAAGCAGUAUACUUGUAGUUUUCCUGGUGAGAGUCAUUUUUGGCCGAACAACCCAAACAUAUUUUAUAUUUGCCAACCAGAAGUAAAUAAUAGAGGAAAAUAUUACUUAUAUCCCACACUUUAUCGUUGUGCACCUGGUGAAAUUUAUGUUAACAGUACUUGCUUAUCGAAAACUGAACAUAAUACUACGGAAACACCUUCCAUAAAUAAGACAACAUUUUCAACAGAGAAAAGUUCAGAUAUUUUAUGUGAUUCGAAAUUUGGACUUAGGGAGGAUCCAAAAGACUGCAAUUCAUACUAUUAUUGUACUUUAACAAGCGAGAAAGCAGUACAUCAAACUUGUCCUGAAAAAACAUUUUUCGACAAACAUACCUUGUCAUGCACUCUUGGACAUUGUAAAAUUUAAUUUUUAUGUUUGUAUGUA